GACCCCCGGGACCCCCCCGGGACCCCUCGGAAAUCUUUCAACAUUCCCAAAAAAAAACCCAAAAUUCCCAAUUUUUCUGCUCCAAAACCUCUGGAAUUCCACCCAAAGAUGUCCAGGAAGCAGCAGCCCAAAGAUUCCUUGGGAUUCAUCUUCGAUGUUCGCUCCGGGGCCGUGCGGGCGCAGGGCGGCUGCUCCGAGAACAUGAAGGAAAAGGUCCAGGCGGUGCGGGCGGUGGUUCCCCAGCGCAGCACCACCGAGAUCCUGCUGGUGCUGCAACACUUCGACAACGCCGUGGACAGCGCCGUGCAGGCCUUCAUGGAGGGGAAUGCCAGCGAGGUGCUCAAGGAAUGGACGGUGACCGGGAAAAAAAAGAACAAGAAGAAGAAACCCAAAGCCAAAUCCCAGCCCGGCUCCGAUCCCGCGGGAAAAUCCCAGCCCGGGGAGGAGGGAAAUUGGGAAAAGUCGGGAAAACCGGGAAUUUCCCAGAACGGAUUCCACGGGAACGGCGCCGAAUCCCCGGAGCCGCUCGGGGAGAGCCCCCAGGGAGGAGCAGCCCUGGGGAACGGAAUUCCGGCUUUUCCCGCCCAAUCCCGGAGCGACCCCGGCGGGAAGAAACUGGGAGCGGGGCUGGAGAAGUCUCGGAAGGAGCUGCGGCGCUGCGGGGCUGCGCUGGCGCGGUGCCGGGCGCUGCUCAGGGAGGAGCUGCAGGGAUCCCUGCGCCGGCUGCGGGCGGCCUUCAGCGACAUCCACGCCUGCCUCAUGGAUCGGGAGGUCGCUCUGCUGGCCGAGAUGGACAAAGUCAAGGCGGAAGCAAUGGAGCUGCUGGCCCUGCGGCAGCGCCGGGCCGAGGCCCUGCGGGAGCUGACGGAGGCGGCGCCGGGAAUGUCGGAGGAGCAGCUCCUGGAGCUCCGGGCCGACAUCAAGCACUUCGUGAGCGAGCGGAAGUUGGAUGAGGAGCUGGGCCGGGCCGGGCGCUUCGGCUGCGACCUCGACGCCCUCAGGGGCAGCAUCGGAGCCUUCGGACAGGUUUCCCACCCCCGGCCGAGCUAUUCCAGCCGCUCCCGCUGCAGCUCCGGCCCCGCAUUCCCAGCGGGAUCGGCCCCGGAAUUCCCGGAAUUCCCAGCGGGAUCGGCCCCGGAAUUCCCGGAAUUCCCAGCGGGAUCAGCCCCGGAAUUCCCCAAGGGCAGCGCGGCCCCAACGGAGCCCCCACAGCCCCCCGGAAUUCCCGAGCCCCCCGGGCUCCGGAGCCGCCCGGGAGUUCGGGAAGCGCCGGGAAAGCUCCGCGGGAGCCGCCCCGAGGGAGCCAAUUCCUGA
Molecule: messenger RNA, 1314 nt
Organism: Pseudopodoces humilis (Tibetan ground-tit)
Lineage: Eukaryota; Metazoa; Chordata; Aves; Passeriformes; Paridae
Source: RefSeq, a predicted model, not a curated record